GGUUUUCAGAUACGAACAACCCACCAAACAAAAUAUCUCCCCUCUCCACACCUAAUCAUUUUAGCUAUGGCCGGAAUAAGAGAAGAAGUCACGGAGACACUGCUGGAAAAGACGGUGGAUAAUGGUGGACAAGAUAAUGGGUUGAAGUCGUUAGAUUUGAGAGAAAAUGUUUGGGUGGAAUCUAAGAAGUUGUGGGUUGUGGCGGCGCCAGCGAUCUUCACGAGAUUCUCUACGUUUGGUGUAUCUUUGAUAACUCAAGCUUUCGUCGGACACCUUGGCCCCACCGAAUUGGCUGCUUUCUCUAUCAGCUUCACCGUUUUGCUACGUUUCAGUAAUGGUAUCUUGUUAGGUAUGGCUAGUGCACUAGAAACACUAUGUGGUCAAGCCUACGGAGCGAAACAAUAUCAUAUGCUAGGGAUUUACCUCCAAAGAUCGUGGAUCGUUCUCACAUGUUGUGCCGUUUGCAUCACACCUGUCUACAUCUUCUCGGGAUCAAUCCUCUUGGCCUUAGGUCAACAGGAACACAUCGUCCGUCAGGCUCGGAUCAUAGCCUUGGGUCCACCUCUUGUUGUCGUGGAUUCUUGUGGUUUAUUUUGA
This is a messenger RNA of Raphanus sativus (radish), 597 nucleotides long. Its product is annotated as protein DETOXIFICATION 22-like. Gene Ontology annotation, biological process: transmembrane transport. The transcript has 3 exons. Gene Ontology annotation, cellular component: membrane. The coding region runs from base 67 to 597 and encodes 176 amino acids. Gene Ontology annotation, molecular function: antiporter activity; xenobiotic transmembrane transporter activity. The record is from RefSeq and is a predicted model, not a curated record. Lineage: Eukaryota; Viridiplantae; Streptophyta; Magnoliopsida; Brassicales; Brassicaceae.